AGUAGAGCUAAAGCGUACAGGCAAUAUCUUUGAAUGUGUAGGGAUUCUCCAUGUUUUCGGUACCGGUUUUGUCUUUUAGCUGCCGACAGCAACGCAGCUCGUGACUUAAGUUACAGACAAAUACAGAUGAUUUGGACAAGGCAGAUGUUUCAACACCCGUUUUGGAUGUGUGAAUCUGGUACCAGCUGGCGGUAUGGCGGCCGUGGACCGUGCACGUGCACCCCAGCACCAAGGCUCUAAUACUAGGUCUAUCCCCACGGCCAGAAGCCUGUGCUGCCAUACUCUUAGGAUGUGAGGGAAGACAGCUUAUAUUUAGCCUUCCCCGCAGGGCGUCGUGAUUUGAAUUAAUGAUGGCCAAUAUCAGAGCGCCAGUGCAUCUCGUCAAAGCGGCGGCCACAACCACGUCCACGGGAUCCCGUUGUCUUUCACGGAAAAAACACCGAUCAACGAUAAAUGUUCGCCACCCCCACUAAUAUGCAGCAGCAAGGGGCCCAGCAAGUCAUUGGUCUUAACCAUCGUCCAUGCAACGCCCCUUGGAGCUUGCUGGAUAUACGAGAACGGUGACUGCUCUUGCCCGGCAAGCAAGACACUGUUUGGAUGGAAGGCAAUGCGCGAAAGCGCGAAGGACUCCACCAGCCGCGCCUUCAUUUUGACCGUCGUACCAGUUCGCCAUGGUCGCUCUGAUGCAGGCGAGCAUCCACAAACAGCACAUGUUGGAACAGAAUUCUAAACGAAACGACCCUGGGUGUUUGACUUUUCUGUGCAGUUCUACCAGAUUUCCGUCUUCUGAUCUUUCUAAUUGGAGUGCUCUCCGUUGUGAAAACGAGCGACGCUGUGAUAAAGGCUUCCAGCGAUUUUUUCAGUCGAGUUUUACGAAGGAAAACAUUUAACAUAAAUCGAUUGCCAAGACGCCACCAUCAGUUGUGGUUCUCUUUAAACAAACAUGACAGCGUCAAGGGUCUUUCUACAGUAAUUGAAGAAUGUGGCAUAGGACAGCGAAGGAGGGUGUUUACUUGGCAAGGAGCGACCAUUGACCAUCCGGAAGGGUACGGAUUUUACUUACAAGCUCAACCGCUGUAAUCGCUAGCCGGUUUGGAGAAGAUCCAAGGUGGAAGAUCAGGAGUAUUCUUGCGUGUGUCGUUAGAGUCCCAGCUCAAUGGAGACGUCGGAAAAGGUUCAGGAUGGACAAAAGUUAGAAAUGGCACCAGGGAAAGAGAGUGCCCCCAAACCUCGCUUCCUGGGGAUCUCCAGAACUUCUCGGGACUCCAAAUGUUCACAGCAGGACCGAUUCAGAGACCCUGUUUGGAGUGUCCCGUCGAUAACACGACGCUUGCAGACUAAGCAGUGCAAGGCGAUUAUCCUCUGCAUCGUCAUGGGGCUCGUGCUGCUCCUUGCCCUGGUAUUCAUCCUUGUCACCGUUACAGCCAAUCAAGUGCCAUUGGCAGAUCACGAGGGCAGCAUUCAAGCGGGACCAGCCCAAACAGAAUAUGAAGAACUGAGCGGGGAUCCGUCGGAGUUUACCUGUCCGAGGGGAGAGUUCCAAUGUGGAAACAUGACCCGGUGCGUCGCCCAGAAAUUCCAGUGCAACGGUGAGGACGAUUGCGGCAACAAUGCAGACGAGACAGAGUGCGAACAUGACGAGGGCUGGAUUAAAAACUUCGACAAACAAGUCCCUGUAUCGGUCCAACCAGAACGGCGGAUUAGCCAGGAGUGCGGUCUGUACGGUUUCCCCGAAGUCUGCAAGUGUUACGAGACCACCAACUUGAGAUGUCUCCAAGGCAAUUUGACUGAGGUGCCGCAGGAUGUCUCCAACAAUUUAACACAUCUAAAUUUGAACGGCAACAUGUUGAAAAACUUGGAAGAUGGUGCCUUCGGAAGAUACACAAAAUUGAGAUACCUCAAUCUGAUGGGUAACGGGAUCCGAGAGCUGCCACGAGACGUGUUCCGAGGACUGAUGGAUCUUGACAAACUAUUCCUAUCUUCGAACAAGAUUUCGUCAUUAAAGCCUGGGACAUUUCGAUUUCUGCGGAACCUCACCUGGCUGUUCUUAAAUGAUAACGAAAUUGAGGUUCUGGAUGAAGAGGUGUUCCAGGGACUGGAGACGGUAUACUGGCUAAUGUUACAAGAGAACAGAAUCAGGAAUCUCAAACGUGGAAUUUCAUUCAGGGAUCUCCCCGCACUAAUGUGGCUGGAUAUCUCAGAUAGUCCUCUGAAUCACCUGUCGCCUGAUAACUUCUCUCUGUCUGGUAAUCCUCCCCUGAGUAUCCUGACGAUGAACAACUGUAAUAUCAGCACUAUUCACGGGGACACCCUGCAACAGUUUAGAGAUCUAUCAACACUACAUCUCUCUGAAAACAAGAUUCAGCACUUCCCUUCAGGUCUGUUUCGAAAUAUGAUCAACCUAACGGACUUGGCAAUUGCGAAUAAUCUAGCGACGUCCCUGCCCGAGGAUCUCUUUGAUGACUUGGUUAGCCUGGAUGUCUUAAAUUUAGGCGGCCUCGUCAUUAAAAAUAUCAGUACAAGGAUGUUCAAAGGACUGACGAAUUUGCAGCACAUAGAGUUCUCCAAGUUUGCGUACUGCCGCUAUGCAGCCCACGUACGCACUUGCAAGCCCAAGUCGGACGGUAUCUCCUCCUUCCGGAAUCUACUGAAGGACGGCAUCUUGCGAGUUUCCGUGUGGACCAUCGCCCUCUUGUGUUUUGUCGGCAACGUUGGGGUCCUCGUCAGCCGUUGCCUAAUGAAGGCUGAGAAUCGUAUCCACUCGCUGGUCGUCAUGAACCUCUGCACCGCGGAUUUCUGCAUGUCCAUCUAUCUGUUCAUCAUCGGCUACCACGAUGCUAAAUUCCGGAACCAGUUCAACACCUUCGCCCUGGAGUGGAUGCAGAGCUCCACCUGCAAGUUCGCCGGCUUCCUGGCCAUGUUUUCCAGCGAGGUCUCAGUCUUCAUGCUCACUUUCAUCUCGCUGGAACGCUUCAUCUGCAUUGUCUAUCCCUAUCGGCUGCACAGGCUGACCUCGAGAGAAGCUAUCGUGAUCAUGACCAUCAUCUGGUUCUUGGGAGCCUUGGUGGCCUGGGUGCCGCUGGUCAACGUGGGUUAUUUCGUCGACUUCUACGGCAGCAACGGCGUUUGUUUCCCACUUCACAUCCACGACCCCUGGCUGCAGGGCUGGGAGUAUUCGGCCUUCAUAUUUCUAGGGCUGAAUGCCAGCUGUUUCACUGCCAUUGCUAUCUCCUACACUGCCAUGUUCAUCAGCAUACAGCAGACGCGAAAGGCGACCACUCACAUCGGCAGGCGAGGCGACAUGAAUUACGCCAAGCGGUUUUUCUUCGUUGUUCUAACAGACGCCCUCUGUUGGCUGCCAAUCGCCAUCCUCAAAAUACUUUCGCUGUGCAGCUAUCAAAUUCCGGCGACCUUGUACGGCUGGAUCGUCAUCUUUGUUCUGCCCAUAAACAGCGCCCUCAACCCCAUCCUCUACACCCUCAGCACCACGUCAUUCAGCCAGUGGUUCCACAAACACAUUAAGCGACGGAAGGGCAAGUCUAGCAACGGUAGCGUCGGCUCCAAGAAUGAAUUUUCGUGCUCAAGAGGAAGGAUCGGUUCUGCCACGGACGAACCCACCGAGUACUCAUCGGUUCCCAAGCGGUCUUACGACAGCGAUUCCUCCCCCGUGGCCGAGGAGAAGCAGUGCAGUACGGUCUGAAAUCCAUCCGGAUCGCAGGGCCGGAGCAGGCCAGCGAAAACCUGGACACCCGGAGUAAGUUGGAACGGCUUUGCUCGCUGUGCUAGGCAGACUGCAUUGCAUAUAGAGACCUUUUGUACAGCACGACUUCGUUGUAACCCUUUGCUCAAAUGCACAUUCCUCAUCAUCAUCCGCCAAGUGGCUUUAUCAGUGACACUUCGGUUCCAAAAGGUCUUUCAAGUUGCAGAAAAAAAAGCACCAAACGGGUGUGGAGUGGACCAAACGAUAGUAUUUGACAAUUCGAGACAGUGACUUUUAGCCUGCCAUCUGAGCGGUAACAGAUUUGAUUAUUGCCUAGUAUAAAAAGUUGUGUUUUCAAUCUUGUCAUUUAUAAAUCGAGUCAAACGUAGAACAGAGGGAGCCCUUCAAGAAGUGCAUGCCUCCUAAAGUGAGAAGCAUAUUUUUCCCCAUAGAUAAUUCUUGACCCAAGUACUACCCAGUAGUACUCAAAAUAGUAUACUCAGAAAGCAGACGGGUUUUUGCUUUUUUGUCAACGGAACUGCACGUGUUAUAGAAAGUCCACAGCUUGAAAAUUUGUCAAAACAUGCAUAGCGCCCCUCCCCAUUUCAUUUGUCCUAGUCUCUACUUUCUACUGUCUCAUAGAUACACGUUUAUGAAUUGGAAUCUUUGGGGAUAGUAUUACGAAUUGUAUAUCUGCAAGUGGCCAGUCGUAAGUUGGUAUAUUGCCUUAUUUAUGAUCUUACUAUGUAAUGCUGUGUAUUAGGCCUAUAUCGUCUUCGUGUCAUGCCACGAGGUUAGUCUUAAACAUGGGCGGAGAUUUCUUGUUACGUGGGGGGAUGAUUUCUGAAAGCUCAGCACGGCCUCCAUCCUUGGUGAGAUCGUGACGCCGGCAAGUGUGUAGUCGAUGGUACAGGCUAAGGGUGCGCAAAGUCAGUGACUUGAAACGUGGGGAUGAUUAUAUGGGCUAUCCCGCCACCCCCCGCCCCAUCUCCGCCCAUGGACUCAAAGUACGAUUUGUGCAUGCCUGGCUGACUUUCUUAUCUAGCUGAGCGGUCUGAAACCUAGCCAACAUUGAUGUACUCCAUUGUGCAAUUGUUGCCAGGUGUGUAGGUGUCCAUGGUGUUUAGUACACCCUCAGAGGCAAAUGAAUUUGCUUUUUUGCUGCGAUUUGUUUUACCGCGGUAUAUUUAUGAAAGCAAAGGAAGUGGGAUACAUUUUACUGUUUGGCAAUGCAUUUCAUUUAACUUGAAAAUUGUCUUCAAAAAGAGGUUUUUAAGUCAUCGACUCACAAAUCCGGAGUUCCCAUUAAUCAGGUGAUGGAAGGUCAGCUGAGGCAUUUUACGCGGACAAGUUUGCCAAUUUCUGCCCAUUUUUAAUCAGGCCAAAUGUUGACCAAGCUAACACAAUACUCAGAUUAUGUCAGUGACAACCGAUUUGAGCCAAAAUUGCACAAACUUAGUGCUUGAUGUGCUAUUUAAGAACGAUUGUUCAUGGGGUUAGCUGACAUAAUACUCUCUAUAAAGGAGAAAAUCAUCAACUUGAAGUUCUCAGUUUAAGACCUGUUUGAACGAUUAAGGCCAAUGUCAGACACUUUGAAAUUUUCAUUUGUAUUUAGUAUUGGUAGUUGUUGAUGUACAUGCUUGCCCCGUUAGAACAAUUUUUCGGGUAGGCAACGUGUAGCUGGCAACGUCACAAAAUUAAAUAUGCAUCAUGUCUGGUACCGCAGGCUGCCGAUUUUGUAUGUACUUGUCAAUUUGAUUCAAUAAUUUUGUUGAGGCUUAAAUUUGUACGUUUUUACUUUGAUGGUUUAGAUUUGAUACUUGCUAAACUGGUACCGUAUCUAAUAGACUCAUUCAUGCUAUAAAUGGUUAAAUAUAUGGUUAACAUGCACACACUGCAUAAUUUAUGUCACAUUUCUGAAAUUUUAUUCUCUAUUUACAAGCUAAACUACUAUUCUCUUUUAUUUAAUGACCGUUGACAGGUAUACAAAGUUACGGUCACGACUUAAUAUUGUGUCCACUAUACCUUUGCAGUAUUAAAAGUCUUUCCGUCAAGAAAAGGAUGAACUUCAAGGAUGCUUGAAUUUAUUUUUGACAGUUACACAGCUAUUUGUACGAAAGAUUAAUAUGCACUCCUUUCAGGCAUCGUAUAUGAGACAUUGAAUGUAAAUCACAAAAUCUGAAUGUCGUUUAUAAAUCUGUCACUAUAGUACUGUUGCACACCUGAUACUGUGUCAUCGACUGUAUUCUUGUUUUUAAUAAAUCAAAUGUGUACGCCAGUA
Acanthaster planci (crown-of-thorns starfish) is the source of this 5981-nucleotide messenger RNA. RefSeq names its product relaxin receptor 1-like. Gene Ontology annotation, biological process: adenylate cyclase-activating G protein-coupled receptor signaling pathway; activation of adenylate cyclase activity; hormone-mediated signaling pathway. Gene Ontology annotation, molecular function: G protein-coupled peptide receptor activity; protein binding. NCBI's taxonomy places the organism in Eukaryota, Metazoa, Echinodermata, Asteroidea, Valvatida, Acanthasteridae. Gene Ontology annotation, cellular component: plasma membrane. The record is from RefSeq and is a predicted model, not a curated record.